Molecule: messenger RNA, 3247 nt
Organism: Rhododendron vialii
Lineage: Eukaryota; Viridiplantae; Streptophyta; Magnoliopsida; Ericales; Ericaceae
Product: transcription factor ABORTED MICROSPORES-like
Exons: 10
Coding region: 1372-3015 (547 amino acids)
Biological process (GO): regulation of DNA-templated transcription
Cellular component (GO): nucleus
Molecular function (GO): sequence-specific DNA binding; protein dimerization activity; DNA-binding transcription factor activity
Source: RefSeq, a predicted model, not a curated record
CUCUGCUGCUAAUAAUUUGAAGAGGCAUUUUCCUGUGGUGCUUCAUGUAUUGAGGAGCUGGGGAAAGGGUUAAUCAUUCAUUAUACCCUAAAUUUUAGUAUCAGUUUAGGAGACGUUGAACCUAAUGUUCAUGGUGUUUGGAGUAACUUGGUUUAUCUGACAAAAUAGCCUGUGAUUGCUGAUCUGAGCUCGAGCCUAAGUAAAUUAAGGCGAGCUGAGCUUGAGCAUGGUAAAGCUCAGCUCAUUUGCAGCCCUACCCGGACCAAGUUGCCCGCACCUCGACUAAUUUCCGGGGCCUUGAAGUUAACGAUUGGGCAAACCUUCGAAUGAAAAAAUUAUUCAAUACUUCGGGAGUAUACUCCCUCCUCUCACAUAACAUGGGGAGCCCACAUGUAAGCUCCACAUGUAAUGUGAGAGAGGGGGUAUACGCCCAGAGUACGGAAUAAUUAUCCCCUCCAGUGACCCCAAGGUUCGGAAUGUUUAGCCUCUGUAAAAACGAAUGAAAAACUUUGUAGGUAGUUAGAGUUCUCUACGGCAUCAUAGCUCAUGCAAUAUGCUUCAUCCCUCAUUACCAAUAUAAUAAUACUCAUUUUCCUCUACUUCUUUAACAACUCCUUUAAAAAAAAACCUCUCUCUCUCUCUCUCUCUCUCUCUCUCUCUCUCUCUCUCUCUCUCUCUCUCUCUCUCUCUCUCAUGCAUGCUCUGCACUUCACCUACCAAAUUACCAACAUGCAUAACAGCCAAACUCUCCAAAUAAAACGAAACAAAGUUCAUUAGUUUAUGAUUAAUUACAUCUUGUGUUUCUUCCUCACAAAGUAAUCACUGACCCUUUGCUCUGCAUUUUCUGAGAUGGGGUUGUGUGGGAUGAGAUGGGUUUUGUCUCUGGAGAUGAUAUCGUGCGGUUAACCAUUGCUGUCAACCGAAUCUUGUAUGGAUCUCUGCUUUUGUUUUGCCCACUUCACUUUUGUUUCUAUUUCCAUCCUUCUUUUGUUUUACUUACUUUGUUCAACCAAAAGAGGCAAAAUCAGAUGUUGGGUUUCUCCCACGUGUAAGUGACACAGGGGAUCCCUCCCCAUGCUUCCUUGUUUCCUUUUUUCUUUCCUGCCAUAUAUGUAUGUGUGAGCAGAGAGAGAGAGAGGAGGGGAGUGGUGCAGCCAUGUGAGGGAAAGGGUGAGGAGAGUGAGAGGGGGGCCGGUCGUGGCUCCCUGGAGAGGAAGCGGUCGUGGUUCCGGGAAUAUAUGAGUUAUAUAUAGAGUGAUUUUUCUCUCAAUCUCUUGUGUGUGUGCGCGCUUGUGUGCGUAGAGGUGUGGAUUGGGAUCGGUCUCGACCCAACAUCAGAUUGAGAGAAGAAACCUUUUCUUGUCAGGAAAAAUGAACCUUGUACGAAAACUGUUGGAGAGGCUAAGGCCCAUUGUGAAUUUCAAAAGCUGGGACUAUUGUAUUAUUUGGCAGUUGGCUGAAGAUCAAAGGUUUCUUGAGUGGAUGGAUUGUUGUUGUGCUGGUUCUGAGAACAUGCAAAAUGGUGGAGAGGACCUUUUUACUGUUUCCUCAGUUACUCAUUGCAGAGAUGCCAUGUUUCAGCAUCCAAGGACCAAACCUUGUGAUCUUCUUGCUGAAUUCCCUCCCUCCAUUCCCCUUGAUUCUGGGAUUUAUGCACAGGCCUUGAUGUCAAACCAAGCCAGAUGGUUGAACUUCUCUGCUAAUAACUCAGACUCAAAUCCUCUGGAAGAAACAGUGGGGACUAGGGUGCUGAUUCCAGUUCCAAUUGGACUAGUUGAGCUAUUUGUUGCCAAACAAGUACCCGAAGAUCAAGAAAUUAUAGACUACAUUUCAUCUCAGUGCACCAUCUUAUUAGAACAACAAUCAAUGAUCAAUUCAAGCAAUAUGGAUCCAAACUUCUCAAUGAGCGAAAACAAUCAAAUAGACCUGACCAAUAAUCCAUUCCUACCUUCGCCGGAAAAUUCGAACCUGCCAUACGACAUCACUGCAGAUAGAAUCCAGCUCAAUUCUCCGAUGAAUUUCGCACAACCAUCCUUCUUUGAUGGAUCAAACUGUAACGGAUUUCUGGAGAUGGAUUCGAUUGCAAAGCCUAUGACUGUGGGAUCUUCAUCUUGUGUUAACAAGGAGACUGAUAAGGAUUCAGGUAGACAUGAUAUGGGUCGAUCAGAGUCGAUAUCCGAUUGCAGUGAUGCAAAUGAAGAUGAAGAUGAUGCCAAGUACCGGAGGAGGACGGGUAAAGGGCCUCAGUCGAAAAACCUGCAGGCUGAGAGGAAGAGAAGAAAGAAACUCAAUGACCGGCUAUAUACACUUCGCUCUUUGGUCCCUAUAAUUACCAAGUUGGAUAGAGCUUCGAUCCUUGGCGACGCAAUUGAAUUUGUGAAGGAGUUGCUGAAACAAGUAAGUGAUCUCCAACUUGAACUUGAAGAGCAGUCAGGGGACGAUGAAGGUACCAAAAACAAUGGCCGGUCUGAGAUACUGAAUGCCGGAUUGAAACGUGAACAUGAAAACACUCUUGUCGGUGGUAAUAACAUGGGAGCAGCAAGCUAUGGUUCUGUUGCAGAACCCACAAACCGAAAACACGAUUCGGAUGCUUAUGAUCAUAAGUCACGUCAAAUGGAGCCUCAAGUGGAAGUGGCACAAAUAGAUGAGAAUGAGUUCUUUGUCAAGGUAUUUUGUGAGCACAAGAGUGGGGGCUUUGUGAGGUUGAUGGAGGCUUUGAAUUCUCUUGGCUUGGAAGUAACAAACGUGAAUGUAACUAGCUGCAGAUCUCUUGUUUCAAACGUUUUCCAAGUUAAGAAGAUGGACAGUGAAAUGGUUCAAGCAGACUAUGUCAGGGACUCCUUACUUGAGAUAACGCGAUUCGGAGGGUGGCCGGAUCAAGUGGCUAAAACAUCCAAGAAUGAUCAGGAUGGCAUGGACUGCCAUCACCAUGACCAUCGCGGCGGCGGCGACCAUCCAAACGGCCUCCACAACCACCAAACAAGUUCUCACAACCUCCACCAACUUCAUCGCUGAUAGUACUAAAUGGCAUGGGUGAUUCAAAUAAAAGUGUCAUUUCCAGCUUUCAAUUAACUUCUUAACUGUUUCCUUGUGAGCUCUUGCAUGAGCUUCAUGGACAUGUCUCUUAACAAAAAAGACUGGAGUUCUCCAAUUUGAUACUAUUAGUAUAUGACAGUCCUUUUUUCUUGCCCUAUAAUGGAUUCCAAGAGUUCAUUCAUGGAUAGUGAGAAAGAGUGAGAAUUUUUUU